UUUCAAUUCGAAGUCGGGGUUCUAUAAAACCCCCGGCCUCCAGCGACCAUGCAUAAUAUAAUCAGCUUAGUAUAAACCAAGGAAGAGAUGGCAUCUCAAUGUCAAGGGAAGAACUCAUGGCCGGAACUUGUGGGGACGAAUGGAGAUUUCGCAGCAUCAGUGAUAGAGAGGGAGAAUCGGAGGGUGGAUGCGGCCGUGAUUCCGGUCCAGAGCCGGGUGACAGCAGACUUCAGGUGUGACCGUGUUCGGGUUAGGGUUGAUGGAAACCGUGUCGUUGUCCGAGUUCCUUCCAUCGGCUAGACUUCUAUAUAUAUGCCGCAGCGCAGGCAACAUGUGUAAUAAUAACUUGUUGGUGAUUGAUCAUCGUACAGUGUAAUGAUAUAGAAAUAAGUGAAUCGACUAUACGAUUCGCAAGUUGUGUCGUUAGCAAUUUGGACAUCUAUGUCGCUUAUUAUAAGAUGCGUAUUUUGCUAAACAUACGAAUAUAUCAUAUGGAUAA
Messenger RNA from Tarenaya hassleriana, 499 nucleotides. Its product is annotated as glu S.griseus protease inhibitor-like. Bases 88 to 300 code for a protein of 70 amino acids. Gene Ontology annotation, biological process: response to wounding. The transcript has 2 exons. Lineage: Eukaryota; Viridiplantae; Streptophyta; Magnoliopsida; Brassicales; Cleomaceae. The record is from RefSeq and is a predicted model, not a curated record. Gene Ontology annotation, molecular function: serine-type endopeptidase inhibitor activity.